Molecule: messenger RNA, 3520 nt
Organism: Python bivittatus (Burmese python)
Lineage: Eukaryota; Metazoa; Chordata; Lepidosauria; Squamata; Pythonidae
Source: RefSeq, a predicted model, not a curated record
AAUUUGAGGGACAGUUUGCUAUUCUGUUGGAGACCUGAUAUAUUCAGUCUUAUUUUUCAGAGAGAGGAAAAGCAGCUUGAGCUAUCCCUGGAGGCUCUUAUCAGUCAAGUGGCUGACCUGAAGAACUCGUUGGUCAGUUUCAUUUACAAGCUGGAGAACGAAUAUGACCGUCUCACUUGGCCCUCAGUGCUAGAUAGUUUUGCUCUGCUCUCAGGGCAGCUCAACACUCUGAACAAAGUGCUGAAGCAUGAGAAGACUCCACUGUUGCGCAAUCAGGUGAUAAUUCCAUUAGUGCUGUCCCCAGAUCGGGAUGAAGAGAUAAUGCGACAGACAGAAGGACGAGUACCAGUGUUCAGCCAUGAAGUUGUACCCGAUCAUCUUCGGACCAAGCCUGAUCCUGAGGUAGAGGAGCAAGAGAAGCAGCUGAGCACUGAUGCAGCUCGUAUUGGUACUGAUGCGGCACAAAAACAGAUUCAAAGCCUAAACAAAAUGUGUUCGAACUUGCUAGAGAAAAUCAACAAAGAAGACCGAGAGUCUGAAACUGGAGGUUUACGCCAGAACAAGCAGACAUUCAACCCCGCUGAUACCAAUGCCCUAGUUGCAGCUGUAGCCUUUGGAAAGGGAUUGUCGAACAGACGUCCACCAGGAGUGGGAAGUUCUGUUCAGACCAGUCAGCAAGGUGCCAGUGCCAUCAUAGCAGGUGCUUCUACCAUGCAGCAAGUACAAAUGUCUGGAGCACCUAAUCAGCCACAGCCUAUGCUUGGAGGAGUGCAGAUGCCACAAGCAGGCCAACCAGGUAAGAUGCCCAGUGGCAUAAAAACCAAUAUUAAAUCUGCUUCAAUGCAUCCCUAUCAAAGGUGAGUAGGAAGUAUUCUGGUCUAUUGCUGCUCCUGGACUUCACUUCCAAGACAACACUUAUUCAACUUGUUCUCAACAAUGAAACUUGGUCUCUUCUUUAAAUAUCAGUGGGAUCAUUUAUUCAUACAGCUGCAUUGAUCCAGGACACAAGAACAUAAAAGUGUAUUUUUCAUUACAAAUGGUAGAGGCAUUUCUUUGAGGACAAGAAAUCUAUCAAGUAGCUAAGCCAAGAUGAUGAACAAAUUUACUUUCCUGAUUCCUUCAGGUAGUGCACCCCUUUGGAAACUGCCUGUUGAUGACUGAGAUAUAUGAGACAUGCAAGUUAUAACAUUUUUCAAAACAAUAAUAAAGUUCAGGUGGUCUGUCUCAUGUAGCUUUUCUGUAUUUUUAAGGUGGAUCAUGGGAAAAUUUGUGGCUUUGACUUGGCUGCAUUUUUCAUAGAAUGCUUGAUUCUUGUACCAUUAGACAGGCCAGCAUAUCAUCUGUUUUGGUUCCUGUCUGAGAUUCUUUUGUUUAUGCCAUUUUUCAUUGACUGAGGAUUAGCACUCUAGCUCUUGGUUUAUUGAUAUAGAAACUUCAGCAAAUUGUCAACUAGAGGGCAGGCAAGAUAGAUAAAAGCUUGCCCAGAAUUUAUCAAUAUGAACAAAUGAAAAUGUUGUUUUUAAGUGUGAUAAAUGGUAAAUAUUACAGUGGAUUUCUGAAAUGUAGAGCAGUCCUGACACAUCUUCCCUGCAUCAGUGGCAAAUGAGGGGUACUACCUUUUUGCUGAAAUUGAUGUGGGAGGGGACCUAGCUAGAUGUCAGAAACAACCAGAUACUGCCAUGUAGGAUCUUUCACUGUACUCUGUGACUCCAAAUCCAUCACCAUAAUCACUUGCAGUCUAUUGGUUGUUUUAACCACUGCAUCCAAGUUCUGCUUGAGAACAGGUAUCUUACUACUAAGCGGCAGCAUGAGUUAUCUACUGCUGCUAGCAGUGGAAAGGAUAUUAGAUGAUGCCUAAACAGGUGUUUAAACAUUUUCAAGGUUGAAAGACAGUUAGUGUUCUAUUCCUAGCAGUGGCUAAGCUCAAACUUGAUCUUCAAGCUCAGAAUUUAAGUGUUCCCAUACAAGCCUGCUAAUGGCCUGCAGCUUGCUCACUUUGGUGGUAGUGUGCUAUUCUGCUGGAUCUUCUGGGCCAGUAGCAGGAGCUGCAGCAGCUGUGACUUCAGAUUUGGGAGGAGCCUCAUGUUCAGCCACCUCCUCUUAUGACUGGGAAAUAGCCCUUCCUCAACCUCACCUAUCGCAACAUCGGUGGAAAGUAUCACUAUUACAGAGUUCUACAGAAAUUAAAAGGAUUGUUUAAGCAUAUGAGAAAUACAUCUAAAUUCAUGGGUAUACAGUCUACAUAUAUGUAAUAAUGAACCUCGUUCUUCAACAAAUUGGUGACAGCUGUUAAUCCUAUGAAAUUUCAAUGUAACAUAAUUCCUGACUGAUCUUGACUGAUCCUGGAAACUUGGCAUUAGUAUGUAGAUGGGAGAGCACUUGGAAAGAACUGUAUGCUAGACGAGAAGUAAAGAGAGAGAAAGAGAGAGGGAAUGCUGAAAGAAUGCAGCGACAAACACCUCUAUAACACUACAUGGAUACAUCUCUCUAAUCAACAAGCUUGAGGACAUCGUGACCUUUUUAUAAUGCAUCAGUGAUACUGUUUUAAAAUAGCUUUACUAAUUCAAGCAGAUCAUGGAGAAAAUCUAUCUGUGUGGUUGCUAAAAGUUGACACCAACUUGAUAGCAUAUAAUAAAUUCAAGGAGAUGUUCUUUUAGAGGGAAGAAUAAUAUAAAUCUGUUGAUAUUCCUCAUUUGUGGUUAGUGCAUCAAGGUACAUCUUUAAAAACUAUUAUCAAUCAGACUUCUAUAACUGGGUGUUAACAAUUCCUUUGGAUGAACUAAUUGUGAUAGUAUAUAAUUUUCAUUAGUUGUUCUCUUGGAAUUUCCUGUUGUCUAAAGUGAAAUUAAAAACUAAUUUGAAACUUUAUCUGUAUUUAUAAUGUCAUAAAGCUUGUCUUGAAGAUCCCUUAAUAUAAAAGAUUUAUUACAGUGAAAUAAACCUUUUAAUUUGUAAACAUUUCUACCUGUCCAACUUUUAUAUUGCAAAUAGUUAUUUUUUUAAGUGUAUCUUUUAAAAGAAUUCUGUAUCUUUAAAAUUAUCUUUAAAAAGAUGAUCUAAAUGGAGGAAAAAUGAGCUAGAAAAGUUGCCAUGCCAUUAAGGCUGCCUUAUAAAAUGAGUUGGCAAUGUCUUUUAUUAAAUAUUGUAAAGGGGAGAUCUUGCUGUCCAUAAUCAAAUCUGCUGUGACCCAUUAUAGUAUAUGAGAUGAAUUAACUGUUUUACUUGAUAUGCAUCAAAUAAAGCUUCAAAAUUAGAUACAGCAAUGCUUCCCUGUUGUUUCAUGGCAAAUUUAAAAUACUUUAUUAAUGAAUCUGUUUAUAUUUUUUGCUAUGGAGAAAGCUUGUCUGAAGAUGGAGGAAUCAUUAGUAGAAAAAUAGUAAUUUGGAAAAGAUCAUUUUAAUUCUGUCCAAUAUUCUUCAUCAAGUUUAAUGUAUUUUCCCAUUCUAACACUUUUCCUUUUGACUACCAUGAGAAAGGCAUACAAUUCCAAAUUGUAUUUUCAUUAGAAUUUGAAUUAAAA